Gloeophyllum trabeum ATCC 11539 is the source of this 3118-nucleotide messenger RNA. RefSeq lists its product as uncharacterized. Bases 200 to 2932 code for a protein of 910 amino acids. The transcript has a single exon. NCBI's taxonomy places the organism in Eukaryota, Fungi, Basidiomycota, Agaricomycetes, Gloeophyllales, Gloeophyllaceae. The record is from RefSeq and is a predicted model, not a curated record.
CGGCGCAAGCCAUAUUGUAUACGAUGAGCCAUCAAGUACCUUAAGCCCUUCCAAUCAUCUAGGCAGGUUAUCCCCGCGAUUGCGAUCACCUUUACCCAAUGGUCCCGCUCAGCACUACCAUACGGACGCCCAGUCUGUCCACCACCCAAGGUCGGGCUCUACCAGCGACCUGAAAGCAGAUGCUAGAGGUCAGAAUUCCAUGCAUCCCCAGCUGCCUGUUCCCAAUGGAGCGACCCCCACCUCGCGGCAGCACAACCAAGCGCAUUUCCCAUCCUCCUCGCUACACACUUCUCACCUUGGCCAAUCCUCUCGUCGGCCUGUAAAUUAUUCCGGCAACAUAUCGGACAGCAGUUCUCAUGGCUUGAGUUCCCGUCUGGAUAUGAAACGUCUCCUUUCUAAGCCGGCAGCGCCCUCACACUCUGGCUCGUCGAUAAUCUCGCUGCCCUCAGACUCUGAGCCUGCCCCUGUAUCACCCACUUUCCCAAGGAAAGAGAGGUCUGCGAGCGAUCAUGAUCGGUCACCCAUGUCAACCAACCCAGAACACAGCAGGGGAAGAGAAGUUAUGUUCAAAUCCACGAGCCUUUUGGUCCAGCCGUCAUUGGGCCGCAAGCGGGAGCCCUCCGCGUCAAGGCCGAGCACCUCGAGGGAGGCAUCCAGCGGUGCGCAGUACGCGGACAGGAAACCGAGCAGCAGCCGUUUCACACGCGUAGCGUCAUCUUCCUCCAGCUCGCCCACCACCCCGAUUGCCACCGUCGUCCCGAGUACAAAAUCUGCAGCCGCGGCAACUACUCGACGUCCUAGCGUGCCUAGUCUGACCAUUGAUCCAUCUUACGGCAGCCGACCUGGGACGUCACCUGCUGAUAGGAGUAUAGGGCGUGCUGCGGGGCGGCGGUAUCACGGCAGCGGAACGACGACAAAACGCAGGGACACGGUCGCGAACACGUCCGCGCCGUCUACACCAACGAUCGGGCUUACCCCUGCUGGAGCUGUUGCCGCUGCGUACAAGCAGCAGGAGCAGAGGAGAGAGAAGCUGGUGUCAAUGACGACUGAGGACGAUCAAUAUCGUCCCAAGUCUCGGUCACUGGAUGAUCCGCGCGACGUGGAACCCAGUACUGGCCCGGAAAGGGGCGCGGAGGCGUCGCCUACGCCUUAUUACACCGUGUUCGGCAGCACCUCUGGCAAAGUCGUCGCUGUGGGUGGCCCGGAUGACCAUGACUGGACGUACACUGCGGUGUACGCGGAACGAUCGGACACAACGCUCGGCCGGACGUCGUCUCCAGCAGGCGUGAAGAGGUCACUGUCCCGGAAAGUUUCAGCGAGCUGGAGAAGGGGCAAAGGCAUACCCCGAAGAGAUAGCUCCCCUGACGUGAGCGAUCGUGCUCAAUCGGCCGAAGGAAGCAAGAUCACCUUGCAAGAGAGGCGGUCUGCGAGUAUGCCGAAGGAGAGGAGGAAAUCUCUGCGCUUGUCCAUCGACGACUUUGCCGAGCGGCGCGUCGUUGAUCCAUUGCUCACUGGGAGAUCCUUAUCUGCUGGCCGGCGUAAUCCGUCAGCGUCCAACUGGGGCGAAGACUCAGUGGGAACCAGCGGCGAUGAUUUGCAUGAGUCGCGCAGAGCAAAACCUUCGAAGCUGGUCAAGGCAAAGGACCCCAAGAAGAAGGAGAAGGAGGAAGAGGGAUCGCCGGGUGGAAAACUAUGGAAACUAAUGAAGAGGAUAAGCACUGGUGGCCUGAGGGAGCGUUAUGCUUCAGGGGACUUCUCCCCACCGCCGGUACCCGCGCUACCCAAGGAGUACCUCCCACAGUCGCCUGCAAGGUCUGCAGAGGCGAUUGACAGCCCCGAGAGAGGAGUUGGCUUGGCGCGCUUUAUCCAAUCCAGGCCGUCCAUGGCCGUGUCUCGCUCUCCCGUGUCGUCGGCGCCAUAUAGUGUUGAGGGCUCGCGUUCCGCGGGAGGACCCAGGAGAGCUUCGAAUGCCACCUCUGGAAACCGGCCUAGUACCACUACAAGGUCGUCUUCCCCCGUUUCCUCCGACCGAACGUCCUCGAAAUUCUUCCAUAGAACGCACUCGACUCGCUCCUCAUCUUCAUCGUACGGUGAAGAAAUUCCCCCAGUGCCCAGCGGUAAGGUUGCGCAGCAUAUCAUCCCACCCAGCGAACUGUAUCGCCUAAACAGCGAUGAAUCCCAUACGAGGAGUCCACCACAAGAACUGUAUACCCCAUCUCCCAAUGACGACAGCUCCUCGUCCUUGCCUUGCCCUCCAAGGCGUCCGGGAGGCACGCCGAAAGGCAGCUCGUCACCUGUGGUGGCCGGAAGCGAUGCUCAACAUGAACCGCAGUUAUCUGGGCUGGAACCGCUGAGCGCUGCUACGCUAUCUCACUUGUCCCCGCAGAGUAGCGAUGGAGAUACCUCGACUUGGACAUCUCCUGUCACGCCUGCAUCUGGGGUGCCCCUGUCCGAGUUUGGUGUGCGGCCCCCUCCACGGCCUCCGAGGAGCUCGCAGAGGCCUCAGGGCAGGAGCUCUAGCUCGAAUGAGAGCCAUUCGGGCAGUCACUCGGGCACGCUUGGUCCAUCAACGCUACCUUCGUUCAGGUUCACGCCUACCGAAGAACGAGAUAACCCGCUGGAAGGCUCCUCGAGCUCAUCCCAGAUUAGCCGCGACCGUGACUCGUACGGGGCUUCGAGCAACGCAUCGACGACGAAGGGACGGCCAAGGUCGAACUCAUUGGGAUCUCGGGCAGACACUCCCAGCCGCUCGGGAUUGAUGUUCCGCGAGUUUGGUGGGCCAGCGAGCACGCACAGAUGGACCGAGCGGGAGAAGGCGGAGAAGUGGGACGAGCUCCUGGAACGGAGCACUCGCGCGGGCGGAACGCUGCACAUCGGGACCGAAGGCCUGCUGUCGGACAAUAUCCGUUUCUCGCAAUAUUCUGAUUUCUGAUAUUUCCUGGUAAUGUGCUGCAAUAUAGUAUACCCACCCAUACAGUUCGUAUUAUAGCGUCUACUAUCCAUCCCAAAGACUUCUCAUAUCAUACCCAACUGUCUCGUAAAAUUACCCAGCCAAUUCUCUGUACUUUCACGCCCGUAAUACCUUACAUAUGUAUCAAGCAUUCAUUCUACAUUCAAG